CCACCUAUAUUUAAAUUUACAUUAGCUGAUUUGUGUUCGGUGAUAUUAAUGUGGUAUAAUUGUAAGAACUCAGUACAAUAUUUCCCUUUGAAAUGUAGUGAAGUAUUCAGUAGCACAUAAAAUGGAAAUGCUCAAGUAACAACACAGUUUUCUAAGAACUGUACAGUUCAUGGGUAAAUGUGUUAAGUUAGUAUCCACCACUUUUAUAGACAGUUUGUUGUAAUUUAUUUAAAAACUGUUACUUAUUUACUCAUAUGAUAAUCUGCUGCUUUUUAAUUUGGUGUUCAUCUUUUCCUCAUACACUUUUCACAGGCUUUAUUAUGAAAGGGCAAGCGGAAACACGUCACGAGUCUCACAAAACAAGCGCAGGUUAGGUUUAUUAUGGAUGUUACCGGUUGUGUAGUGGCUAAAAUCAUGUUGAAGACGGUGAAGGUGCCAUCAUGACAUUUUAUUUUAAUAUACGAGAGAUACGAACAAAAGUUUAAAGCAUUUUCGCUUCCGUGGCAGCACAGUGGGAAAUGAAGACGCCAACGUUAUUAACGUUAAAGAACAAGUGCCGCACGCAAAGCUCGCUGUUUUCAUUGAUGUCCAAAGAUCCCGCCUCCAAGGAGAAAUACACCUAUCAGUGAUGGUUUUGGAGGAUGAUGGAUAUUCCCACAGGCAAUCAGAGCCAGAUACCGGGUCAGAACGUCAAGUCCGCAGCUUCACCCCCAGGACCCCUCUGCAAUUCUCUGCCCAGCAUUCAGGAUCUCAGCCUGGGCUUGCCUUCCAACCAGGGGCCUGGUUACAACCACCUGCAGGGGUCUAGCUGCGGCUCCCGGAGCAACCUCACUACCCAUUCCUCCACAAACAACACUCAUCACAGCAUGCUGCAUGGAAAUAAUGCCGACCAAAAUGUGCAGCAAUUUACUGAUGCUUAUGUUUCAUCCAUGGUUCCAGCUGCAAGCCAAGGAAUAAAUGUACCUCCCUGUUCUCUUCCUAUGAAUGAAAGGACACAUACUUUCAAGCCCCAGCAAAUGUCACUUUACAGGCCUUACCAGGCACUAUCUCCCCCUUUCCAACCUCCAUACACACACCAAGGUUCACAAAAUGGGCCUCAGUCACCAUGUCAAAAAUAUCAGCCUAUUAGCCCUCUCUCGUUUGGACAAUGUGGAAAUCAGACUCCACAAUCACCUCAGCAGGCAUUCAAGGGGGAAAAUGUGGAAUCUACUGUUAAUACUGGAUAUAUCCACAAUCAUGCUGCCUUGCCCUCUCCUAUCCAACAGCAGCCUCACAGGACACUUUCACAUUCUGCGGGAAACAUAAAUAAGUUGAUUCUCAACACAGCUGCACAGGACAGGAGCAUCACAGCACAGUCUCCUGCCUCUGAGUCUCGUUAUGGCCUGGACCCAGAGCUGCUGCCCAGUGCUGUAAAGGUGAUGGCCGAGGACAGGGUGGAGUGGGCGGGCAAAGUUUUCAUCUCAGAGCCUUUUUCCCGUCUUCCUCCCCUGGCAACUACUUCCUGUAUCAUAGAAGACAGAGGGAAUGUGAGUCCAUCAAUCAUCCGCUGCACCUCGUACUGUGUGCCCUGUGAAGGUCAGAUCGCCCUGCUCAGCCGCCUGCCACUGGGAGCUCUCGUCACCCCUCUAGCAAGACAGAAUGCUGGAGAGAAGCCCCUCCCAGUCUGCAGAGAGCCCGAAUAUGUUGUGGGCUGUGGGCAGUGUGGAGCCUCCAUGUGUCCAGUGAUGGGCUGGCAGGACUGUGGUCAGAGGUUUUCCUGCCCCUUCUGUGGUAAACUCAGUGAAGUGUCGUGGCAACACUACCAGCCCACCAGAGGGGUGGAGGGCGUUCGGGUCGAUAAAGACAAGAAGCCUGAGCUCAGCAUGGGGUCAUAUGAGAUACUCAACUCCCAGAAGGGUGAACCUGCUGCACUGCUGCUAGCCAUAGAUGUGUCUGCCUCAGCGCUGAGAGGAAGAUGUAUGGAGUUUGUAACACAACAGAUACAUGCUCUGCUCACCUCUCUGAACAGGGAGGAUGUUGAUGCAUUGUCGGACGUCCGUGUUGGUUUGAUAACGUACGACAGCAGAAUCCAUGUGUAUGACCUCAGCCCUGCACUGUCCCGCCCACACAUGCUGGUCAUCACAGAGACAGACGAGCUGCAGCUUCCUGUGAGGGAGGGGCUUUUGGUUUCACUCAAAGACUGUGUAGACAGUAUCAACAGUGUGUUGCAGCUCCUUCCCCAGUUUAGUCCAACAUGUGAUGACCCCAGUGGAGUUUCCAUGGAGCUGCCUGUCAGAGCAGGGCUGGCUGUACUGCAGGCCCUGAGUUGUCCGGGCAAACUGCUGAUCUUCCACAUGACCCCUCUGAUAGAGAUGGGGGACACAAACUCGUCCUCAGGGUUUUUUGGCUCCAACAAACCAAAGUCCAUCUUUCAGCCAUCAGAAGUAGCCAUCUCAUUGGCCAAGGAGUGUGUUCGUCAGGGCUGCGGCGUUCACCUGUUUGCCCUCUCCCAGCAAGACGUGGGCGGGGCUUGGCCCGGGCACAUUCCCUAUCUAACAGGUGGAGCUCUGCACACCUACAGCCACCUGCAGGGAGAAUUGGACAGAGAGCGUUUCAGCACUGAUCUGAAGAGGACUGUGAAAACAGAAACAGGCUACAAGGCGGAGCUCAGGAUUUUUGUCAGCAAAGGUGAGAGAUUUUUGUGUGUGUGUGUGAUUCUACAGUGUCCAUUAAAAAUGCCUGUGAUUCCACUGUUUGAGCCUGCUUCACCAGAUCUCCGUGUCUCCGGCUGUUACGGACUGUUUGUCCCCGGUCCUAACCCCAGCCUCGUUACCAUGGCAACCCUUGAUGGAUGGACAACGCUGGCUGUGGAGCUGGCACACACCAGACCUCUGGACGAGACGAGAGGUGUAGCUGUACAGGUUGUGCUGUCUUACAGCACUCAGACAGGAGACAGGAGGACCAGGGUUCACACGCUGACUCUGCAGUGCUCACAUCGCCUGCAGGAAACUUUCCGGCACUACCAGGCCCAAACACUGCUCGCCUUCUACUGCAAGAAAAUGUACUGUGCAGUGUUGGAGCGCCCUCUACAGGAGCUGAGAGAGGAACUGCAGACAGAUCUAACUGAAGCACUGGCGUCCUACCGUAAGCACUGCUGCUCUGCCUCAGUGUCUGCUGGACAGCUGGUCCUUCCACAGCACCUGCGAGCUCUUCCUGUUUACAUCAACAGUCUGAGGAAGAGUGAGGUCCUGCUGCCGGGCCUGAGGAGCUCUGUCCACCAGCGACUGCAGCAGCGCUGCCAGGUGCUCAGCAUGGACACCUGCUGCACCGCCACACACUUCUACCCUCAGCUGCUGCCUCUGCCUCUGUCAGUUGACAGCUCCAACCUUCCAAACCCAGAGGAGGCGCUGCGCUGCUGUGGUGCCAGCCUGGACCCCAGAGGUCUGUAUUUGGUGCAUGCACCCCUCACCCUGCUGCUCUGGGUGGGCACCAGAGUUCCAACAAGCUCCCUGGUCGAGCUCUUCAACACCAGCUGCUUCUCCUCCCUGUCCUCUGGAGAGACCAAGCUGCUCGUUCUAGAAAACCCUCUAUCCAUCAGUGUUCGAUCCCUCAUCAACACGUUGAAUUCCCAGGUGCCCUGUGCCCGCAAGCUGUGGGUGGUGAAGGAAGGUGACACCUGCGAGGAGGCCCUGCAGCGCCACCUGGUGGAAGACAAGAGUCCCAAUGGAGGAGCGUCCUACACAGACUUUCUCUACCAUCUCCACGUCAGCUCUGUCCGCCUGCUGCAGUGACACACAAACACACUUUUUAUGACCUGUGUGUGCAUUACCUUCUACAAAACAUGAUACUGCAGCAUAACUGCAAUAAAAAACAGGAGGGGAACAAACAUAUCACUAGACCUUACUGUUAUUUGGAAAUAUUAAAAUCUGCCAAUCAGGCCUUGCAUGGAUGCUUUAAGAAAUGCAUCAUUUUAUUUUAAUGACUGCUGUGAAAUAAUAAGUGUGACAUGCUGUGUUGAAUGUGAUCUGUGCCGUUCAGAAGGAGGUGUUUGAUAUUCUUGCAUCUUGGAAGAUCAGUGUGGAAGGCGAAGUAAGACUUUAGAUUUUGUACUACUGUUUAUCCUCUUUAUAUUUCACUUGUGUUGUUUGGUAUUCAGGGUGGAUGGCAAAGUAAGAAUUUCAUUGUGCAGGGAAAUACGUUUCCAUACUGUGUGUGCAUAUGACAAUAAACACACACUUUGAAUCUUGGCAAUUCUCUAAUCCCUGCCUGAGAUUUGUGUGUAUGUCUCUUUGGGUGUGUGUGCAGUCUCCUGUAAAUAAAUA
Messenger RNA from Monopterus albus (swamp eel), 4301 nucleotides. Its product is annotated as protein transport protein Sec24C. The record is from RefSeq and is a predicted model, not a curated record. Lineage: Eukaryota; Metazoa; Chordata; Actinopteri; Synbranchiformes; Synbranchidae. Gene Ontology annotation, biological process: COPII-coated vesicle cargo loading; intracellular protein transport; endoplasmic reticulum to Golgi vesicle-mediated transport. Bases 642 to 3770 code for a protein of 1042 amino acids. The transcript has 20 exons. Gene Ontology annotation, molecular function: zinc ion binding; SNARE binding. Gene Ontology annotation, cellular component: endoplasmic reticulum exit site; COPII vesicle coat.